CAAACCCAGCGGCGUCUUUAAUUGGCUGGAGCUGAUGGCGCCUGUGGCUCGCGUGGGCUGUUUGACUGAGCUCUGAGGGCUUUCCCGGUCCCUCUUUCCUUCCCGGGUGCUUUUUGCACCCAAGUCUGGCUGGGUUUCCGUGUCUGUAGGUCCAGGACCGGCGACGGCUGCUCUUUCGUUCGGCCUCCAUCCGGAUGGAGGAGCCUCCCUGGAAGCCCCUCAGCUGUGCGGAGAAGGAAAAGUUGAAGGAAAAAUUAGCAUUUUUGAAAAGGGAAUACACCAAGACACUGGCCCGUCUUCAGCGUGCCCAAAGAGCUGAGAAGGUUAAGAAUUCUAUUAAGAAAACAGAGCAGGAUUGCUCACUUCAGCAUAAAAUCUCACCACAGCUAAACAAUUCAGAAUAUAAAAAUGAAAGAUCUCCUUGUGAAAAAUUACAGAUCAGUACCCAUGUCGAUGAGGAAACUGGAGAAAAGACAUCCGUGACACUUGAUACUGAAACUGAAUCUUUAAACUAUAAAGAUGGCCUUGGAGAAGAGUUGUGUUUACAAGGGACAGGUGACACCCAAGAACAUUCACCCUACAAGGACAGUGAUCCUGUUGGUGAAAAAAGACAGACUGAGCUGCCAGGGAGAAAAAAGCAGCCAAAGAGAACACUUAAUUCACAGGAAAGAAAAGAUGUCUUUGACAUCAGUUCACUCAUACUCUCUGGCAAAAGAGUAAAGAAACAGGAGGCAAUCAAUAAUGAAAAUUCUAAGUUACCAGUAACUGAAGUAACUUACCUUUUGAGUCCUAAAUCUGAAAUUCCAGAUUUUUCACUACCAGUUACAGAAGAUGAUGAAAAGAAUGAAUUCAUCCCACCAACUGCCAAGUCAGAAAGAGGUGUUGAUACAGCCUCAAGAGGAAAUAAAUUUUUCAAGGAGACUACAGUUCCUUUGCAUACUUUAUCGGACAGCAGUAACAGUGGAUACCUUGAACAUACGCCUCCUAAAGACUACUAUGAACUUACUUCUCAGGGGUUUAAAAACGUUUCAUCCAUAAGUCUGGAAGCACAAGGGAUAAAAAUGACUGUUUGCACAGAUAAUUCAGUAUUAAAUGAAGGUAUAAGCACAAGGAGACAACUGCCUAAAAGUUCUAAUUUAGAGGCAGAUAAUUCAUGUUCUCUAAAUGAACUCACUUACAAUAACUCAUCAGCAGAUAAAAGCCAACAGAUAAAUGAAAACAAUCAUACAGAGAAAUCUUUAAAAUCUCCCAGUAAUACUCUCAGUUGUAGAAGUAUAAAUCCUCAGGAAGAUGAAGUUCUAAGUCAACCUGAAAAUCUUAGCCUUAGGGCAGUCUCUACUGUUUCUACAGAAAAUCAAAUACAUUCUUACACGAUGCUUGAGGGCCUUCUAUUUCCUGCAGAAUACUAUGUUAGAACAACGCGUCACAUGUCAAACUACAAGAGGAAGGUAGCCCUGGAAGCUGUCAUUCAAAGUCAUUUGGGUACCAAGAAGAAAGAGUUUAAAAAUAAAAUUAAGGAAGCAACUAAAGAUUUAAAGCUUUCCAAUGAAGAAACUGACCAGAAUGAAGUUAGGAUGUCAGAUACAUGCAUGGUUCACCCACAUUCAAAAAUUCCUCUGGAAUUUCUCUCAUUAGCUGAAGUCAGCUCUCCUGCUAGACCUGCUGGAGAUGAUGACUGUUCUCGGAAGGCUGUUUCACAGCCAUGUGGUAGAAGAAACAGAAGGAAAAGAAGAUCAGUCAGCACUCCAGCACUAGAUUGUGAAUUGCUUUUGCCAGCUUCCAGCAUAGUUACUGUUAACAAGUCUGAAGAAGUUACCUUGUACAAACAUCAGGAUGAAAAAGCAGUUAUUUAUGGGGAGAAAGAUCAUUGUCAAAAAGAAUCCCUUUCUCCCAGCGAUAAUGCUUCUUUAGCUUCAAAUGAUGAUGCUUUCGCUUCUCCAUUUCAUAAGGACGGAAUGCUGAAUUUAAAGCAAUCAUUGCCAUUUCUCAGUAUGACAGACUUUGAGUUACCUGAUGAGGAUUUUGGGCAUCUGAAGCUUGAAAAACUGAAGUCCUGCUCAGAAAAACCAAUUGAGCCUCUUGAUUCAAAAACAUAUGGAGAAAGACAUCUGAAAGAGGGAAAUCAGAUCGUUCAGCAGGAGCCAGUUCCUAAACAGAGAGAUGCAGCCACUGAAGACUUGGAAGAGGACCUGGUUCUACCAGAAAAAGCACAUCUUCCAGUGCUAAACCAAAAAUGCCAGCCUACAAACCCGGGCCUUUCUUCAUCCAUAUUGCUUUUUACUCCUUUAAAUACUGCUGCACUUAAUGAUAAUGACCCUCUGACCACAGACCUGUGUCCGCCUACGUUCCCCUUUGUAGGCACUACUCCUGCUUUUGGCUCCCAAGGACACUCUGAGAAAAUGUCUGUUGAGGUUGGACACAUUUGCUUUACCCCGCAACCUUCUCACUUGACAGACACAGUCAUUCUUGCUAGGGACAGUAAGCAGUGUGACAGCCCACCAAAACUGGAUACCAGCUUGCAUGGGUCAGGGGGGCGAGGACAAACUGCCUGUGACCAUGACUCUGGCACCCAAGCAACACCACUACUUACUGAGUCACUUACUUUCAGAGAAAAUCAGCUCUAUGGAAAUACGUGCCCGGAGUGGCAUAAACAUUCUGUUGAACAGGCUGAAACAGCAGAUCUUCCUGUUUCUGAUAGCUUAAACUUGUGCAGCCUACAAUUGGUUUCAAAGUUAAAGAAUCCUUCCAGUUCCUGUUCCGUGGAUGUGAGUGUCAUGUGGUGGGAAGAAGCUGAUUUUAGAGAGCCAUGUAUCAUAACUGCUUGUGAAUAUGUAGUUUCUCUUUGGAAACCUGUCGACCCUUGUCAAUGGGAAAAAAUUCAUACCUGGCACUUCACAGAGGUUCCAGUAUUACAAAUAAUUCCAGUACCUGAAGUUUAUAACCUUGUGUUUGUAGCUUUGGGAAAUUUGGAAAUCAGAGAAAUCAGGGCAUUACUUUGUUUCUCUGAUGAUAGAAAUGAAAAGCAAACACUACUGAAAUCUGGAAACAUAAAAGCUGUGCUUGGCCUGACACGGAGGAGACUUGUUAAUAGCAGUGGGACCCUUUGUGAUCAACAAAUAGAAGUCAUGACAUUUGCAGAAGAUGGAGGAUGCAAGGAAAAACAGUUUUUGAUGUCUCCUGAAGAAACUAUUCUAACUUUUGCUGAGGUCCAAGGGAUGCAGGAAGCUCUGCUUGGUACUACUGCCAUGAACAACAUUGUUAUCUGGAAUUUAAAAAGUGGCCAACUCCUGAAAAAGAUGUACAUUGAUAAUUCUUACCAAGCUACAGUCUGUCACAAAGCCUAUUCUGAAAUGGGGCUCCUGUUUGUUGUGCUAAGUCAUCCUUGUGCCAAAGAGACUGAGUCCUUGGGCAGCCCGGUGUUUCAGCUGAUUGUGAUUAACCCAAAAACGACCCUGAACACGGGUGUGAUGCUGUACUGUCUUCCACAAGGGCAGGCUGGAAGGUUCCUAGAAGGGGAUGUUAAAGAUCAUUUUGCAGCAGCAGUCCUGACUUCUGGAACAAUUGCCAUUUGGGAUUUGCUUCUAGGUCACUGCAAGGUUCUUCUUCCUCCUAGCUCCGACCAAAACUGGUCUUUUGUAAAAUGGUCGGGUACAGAUUCUCAUUUGCUGGCUGGACAAAAAGAUGGAAAUAUAUUUAUAUACCACUACUCAUAAGUUAAGAGGAAAAUAGUUGUCUGAAUACAAUUGGCCUGUUGAUAUUUUUAGAGUUGUAACUUAAAAGAGAAUAUCUGUUUAAAAUAAUUACUUGUAUGCACCCAGGCAGACUUUCAUUUUUUUUAUUCUGAUGGUGGUGGCACUACUGGUCCUGAGUAUUUGUUUAUACCUACUAAAGGAUAAAAGCUUUAGGGUGAUUUUUGUAAUUCCCCACAUUUGCACAUUUGCUUUUAAAGGUGUAUAUAAAGCUUCAAAUGUCAAUAAAUAUUUAUUUUGAUA
This is a messenger RNA of Cavia porcellus (domestic guinea pig), 3992 nucleotides long. It is a transcript of the gene Palb2, whose product is annotated as partner and localizer of BRCA2. Gene Ontology annotation, molecular function: DNA binding; protein binding. Gene Ontology annotation, cellular component: nucleoplasm. Bases 195 to 3713 code for a protein of 1172 amino acids. The transcript is spliced from 13 exons. The record is from RefSeq and is a predicted model, not a curated record. Gene Ontology annotation, biological process: double-strand break repair via homologous recombination. NCBI's taxonomy places the organism in Eukaryota, Metazoa, Chordata, Mammalia, Rodentia, Caviidae.